CCUAAUCAUGAUGUUUGGGUAUAUAGAUACCAGUCAUUCUCAUUUGUCAGCCAAACUCAAUCUAUCUCAAACUCGAAAUCCAAGUAGAGAAACAAACAGAUCUCUCAACUUUCAGCUCCUCGAUCGACCAUGCCGUCGCCCUCUGUGACAAGAUCUCAUGUUCUCUGUAGCCCUCUGUGAAUUACGGAAGGCUCUGGAGACCAUGAGAUCUGAUCACAGGCAUCAGGGAAGAAGACUGGUUAUGAGGUCCAGUCACCCCAGAAGAAGACUUGCGAUAAAUCCAAAGAGCAGAAGAACCAUGGCCUGUGAACGGCUUGAGAAGCCAGCCAGCACCACCUUUGGUGACGGGGGUCAUGAAACGCAGUGUCUUGUCUUGAUAGCUUAGAUUCAAGGGCCAAGGAUGAGUUAGGUGGUGAUGAUCGGCAUCAUCAAGGGGUGCAAUCAUCCAUUCUUUUUUUUCGAUUUUUUCUAGAAUAAUACAUUUUUGUUUUGUCUUUAAUUUUUUGUAUUUUUUUUUUUUUUUGCUGGUAUUUUUGGCAAAUACUUAAAGUAUAUAAUAUUUAUUUAUUUUCAGUGAGCUUGGGCUAGAGCGUUUCCAUUUUUUGUUCCAUUUUGGGCCUUUUGUUUUCUGUUUAAUCUGGGCUGAUUCUGGUCAGAUUGUCUUCAUGGACCUGUAAUGGGUUUUUUCUUUCUCUUUUCCGGACCAAGAGUUUUAUAAAUUUCUGAAAAACAAUAAACGUUUUCUCCCUCCGUUUUAUGUCCCUAUUGUAUCAUUUUGUAUUAAUUUUUAUUAUUCAAAACAUCAACACACAAGAAUAUACAAAAAUCAUUUUGUAAUGUUUUUGUUUUCUCAUAAUGUAUAUGUAAUUUAACAACGACCGUAUCAUUUUCUUAAUGAUCAUAUUAACAUACCAAGUUGAUAACUAACUAAUCCAGUCUGUUAAUGAACGCGCGCGAUAAUAUUAGCUCCGCAGCUUUGAGAAACCCUAACCACACUUUCUUCGGAGAAACCUAACCAGCUCUGGUCUCGCACUUCUUUGGAGAAACCCUGACCACACUUUCUUUGGAGAAACCUAACCUGCUCUGGUCUCACACCUCUUUGGGGAAACCCUAACCUCCUCUAGUCUCACACUCUCUUUGGAGAAGCUGGAGCUUCUUUCUCCAGUUGGCUAACUGGUCUCGCACCUCUUUGGAGAAACCCUGACCACACUUUCUUUGGAGAAACCUAACCUGCUUUGGUCUCACACCUCUUUGGGGAAACCCUAACCUCCUCAGGUCUCACACUCUCAUUGGAGAAACUGGAGCUUCUUUCUCUAGGUUUUUCUAUAACAAUUUUAUAUGGUUUAUUUGGAGAAUGACUACCCAAAUUUCACAUAUCAACUUCGACAAUUGCAAUUUCAAGUCAAAAAGUGUCAUCCAAAAACCCUUAUUGGAUUCAUUCAAGGAGAAUAUUGAGGAUUUUGUGGAGGACUGUGAUGUUGUCCAAGAAGGGUGUGUAUGGAAAUGGGAGUUCGUUCACAAGGAAGGAUGUAUUAAGAGGACAGUUCCACUCUUCAUUCUCAAAGAGGUAGUGGAUGAUUCAAGACAUAAAUCCGGAGAAGAUCCGUUUUGCAUCUACUGCAGCUACUCAGGAUGCAACAACAAUGUCGUCUCGAGGAGCAAGUAUCACUUCGUAAUUCCAGCGGAUUACGAGUCUUUGGAGCAGCAAUUGGACGAUCCUUUUGACAAGGAUGAUCACGUUUUUAAAGAUCGGACACACCUCUUACAUGGGUUGCUCCACAUCAACGGGAUCGGCCACCUCAUAUGUAUCAAUGGGAUUGAUGGGGGUUCUGCUUUCAUCCCUGGUCGAGACAUCAUGCAUCUAUGGGAUUUACUUUGCCUUUAUUUUCGUGCGAGGAAAAUAACUGUCCGCGAUGAAGCAUGUAAAACAUUUAGGCAUAUCUCAUUGAUAGACGGUGUCCGUGAGACGUGUGAGGGGGCCAUGGUGACUAGGUUGCUGUUCAGUGUGGCUUUUGGUAGUACUUGGUUUGGGAGGUGGGGAUACACGUUUCUACGUGGAAGCUAUGGAGUAUCGAGAGAUACCUACACGACUGCUAUUGAGUCCCUUGGGUCUCAUCCAUUGACUGAGGUUGAAGAAAUUGUAGAAAAAUACAAGAAGAAGUCCCUUACUCCCCUAGAGUGCAUGAAAGAUUUAUUAUCUUUCAUGCUGCAGAUGAGGUGUGGCACGAGAGGCCAAAAGAAAAUGGAUCUAAAUAAAGAUUUGUGGACGGUGUAUGAUAAGGUUUUAAUGAGGAGGAAAAAUCACGUCCAAACCAUCUUGAAUUGCAAAGUCUUUUGCAAGGAAAUCCCGUUGAGGCAAAUGUCAGCUGAAUGUUUAACAGUUACCUUUGUGGUGAGAGAUGCAGAUGACAAUGAGUUGCCGGGAAUGGUUGGCUGCGAGUGUACCACACUCCCCGUAAAUGAUGUGGCUGAUUUAAAGGGUCGAGUUACUCGUUUAAUUCAAGGUACAUAUCAUGCACUCUCCAAUUUCACCAUCACCGAAAUGGAAGGAGAGGGAACGGAUGAAUUGAAAGAGAAUAUGUGGGUGAAGGGUGAUGGGGCAGACAUGGAUUGCAACUAUGUAGCUGAAGGUGGACGGGGAUGGCUAGUGACUUGUAUCUGUGGAGCAGAGGAUGAUGAUGGAGAGGAUAUGGUUGAGUGUGAUACCUGCAAGAAAUGGAAGCACAUCGAGUGCCUCAUUAAUGAUGGUUUUAAACUUGAAGAUAAUGCUGGUUUUAUUUGUUUGGAAUGUUCGACCCCAAGGCAUUGAGGAGAAAAUUGGAACGGCAUGGUGGAGUCGCUGAGUGUGCAGGGAUUCUUGUUUGGAGACUCUCAUUGCAUAAUUGACUAAACUUAGUUCUGUACUUUUAAUUAGAAGAUUGGUCCAUACUGUACGCUUGAAUAUGUUGGAUUAGCGAGCCAGGAUGCAUCUUGUAGUUGUCUAGUUUGUUGUUUGUUUUUACGUUACCUUGUCGCAUGAGGCAUCAAUGGCUCAUUUGUUGCAAGCUACAUUUAUAAUUGUAUUAGCACUACCCCUUAGUCACAAGUUGUUAAACCUUCGUAUUUUGGCUCUUGAUCUGGUCUACGCAUGAAUGCAAAGUAUGCAGCCAUUAGUUGGUUGACGAUCAAAAGCAUAUGGUGCAGCCAAUGAAUUCUGGAAAGAUCGAUCUCUGUAGAGAGUGAAUGUUUUGUUAUUUUUCUUCUUUUCAUUUUGUUAAUGGAAA
Molecule: messenger RNA, 3263 nt
Organism: Prunus persica (peach)
Lineage: Eukaryota; Viridiplantae; Streptophyta; Magnoliopsida; Rosales; Rosaceae
Product: PHD finger protein MALE MEIOCYTE DEATH 1
Exons: 6
Coding region: 1355-2809 (484 amino acids)
Source: RefSeq, a predicted model, not a curated record